AACUAAACGGUGGCCCUGUAAAAUCAUAGACAGGGGAAUCACCGAUUACCAUACACUUAUUUUGAAUUUUACAAUACGUUUAACAGUACGCUGUUGUAUCAAUAAAAUAUCAAAAGAUACAAAGUUUUUUUUUAAAUAGAUAAUGUAAAUACGAUCAUAAAAAUUGGAACAUUAAUUGAAGAGUAUAAUAAAUCAAAAGGCUUCAUAAAAGAUUGACUUAUCAUUUAAAAUGACACCGUAAAACUUCAGCUGUUUGUUUUGCAAUUUAAUUUGCAUUUUAAUGCACAUUGGAGACAUGAAGAACAAAACAAAGAUAAGCCAGGCUUAUUGACGCCCGUCACUUUACCAUUUAUUUGUCAAUAGGUAUAACGGGUGGAUUAAAUCUCAUCAAAAUGCAAAAACAAUUUAUAAGCUUUAUUAUCAAGUUUAAGUACAUCAAGUUUUAAAAUAUUAUUCAAUUACUAUUAAACAAAACUAAUAUUUAUCAAAUUUAAGAUAACUCGAAACGCUCAACUGUUUAGGUACAUUUAUAACAAUAGUUGGUAUAUCAAAUGCGAGAUUCAUAAAAUAAAAGACUGAAGUUUUUUUUUUAUAUUUUUGUUUCCUAACUUUAGAGUGUAUUGAGUAGGAUCAUUCGAGAUCAAAAGAUAUAUUGUGAUCAUUGUAUUGUAUAUAACGAUGGCUAAUAACAGAUAUUUUAUCGUCAAUCUAAUUGUCUAAUGACAUUUUCGCAGAUAAAGAACUUUAACUUGCAACAUGAAUGUUUGACGAAAGAAUUAAAAACAGUACAUGAAAAAUACGGACAUUAUAGGUAGGUUAAGAGUUUUAAAAGACAAAGACUUACAUAAUGGAUAAUUAAAUACAUAUGUUCGACGUUUCUAAAGAAAUAAUUUAGGAAGUGCAUUUAUGUCGCGCGAUUUUUCCUUCAAAAAGUGCUGAAGUAAACAAGGAAUAGCGUAAAAAGACAGUGCCCGUCAAAAUGCCAAGUGAAGUGCUUCCCAAAGUGGGAGGGUCACCGUUACCUUCAGUGACCCCACCACGCCUGAUGUCCCCAGUCAAGUCCCGACUUACUAAGGAAUCGCUAAGCAAACUCUCUGAGCCGAUGACACCGGAUGACAUAACGACUGAUCCCACAGACGGUCCAAGAAGUUUGGACGACAUCACGCUUUCUGAAAAGGAUCCUGUUUUUCUAACAGAAGCAAGCGUGCGAGAUCUUGGGGCUAUUCAUGAGGAGGACUUUGAUGAAGAAGAUUUGCUGGUUCCCGAAUCUCGUACUGGAGAUGAUCUGGAUGAAACAAUGCCGAGGUCAACAGGUACAGGUGUGUCAGGUGUAUCCUCAAUGUCAGAGAUGGAACCUGAUGCUGAUUAUGAUACUGAUCUUGAAAUGGAAGAUUCAGAUAGAUGGUUGAAUCCGGAAUUGUAUGACAGAGAUACGACGGGAAUUAAUCGUUAUCUGCGCAUGUGCCAGAAACUCGAAAUUCAGCCAAUCACAUACUUCCUUAAACAUAUGCAAGAUACGGAGCUCAUUAUGAAAUAUCACGGUUUAGGGCCAUUGGGAGUAAAAGCAAUGUCUGACCCUCUUGAGAUUAACACGACUAUAGAGAAAAUGGACCUUGAAGGCAACUAUAUACUAGGAAUUGGAGCAAACUACCUCGCAAAAGUUCUUAAAGACAAUGUUUAUGUUACAGAACUCAUAUUGUCUGAAAAUAAAAUGGGCAUAGAAGGUGCGAAGGCAAUCUGUGAUUUACUGUUGGAAAACAAAACAAUAACAUAUUUAGAUCUCAAAGGGAACAAUAUAGAGGAUGGGGCGGCUGAAGAUUUCUAUGAAAUGCUCUCGAAAAAUACGGACUUGAAAACACUUAUUUUACGACAUAACUCAUUUGAAGACGAAGGAGCAAAACUUUUAAAAGAUUCCCUGAUAGAAAACGACACUUUACAAACACUCGAUUUGAGUUGGAACCAUUUUCAAUGGCGGGGAUGCUGUACAAUUGCAGAAGGUGUUGCUGAGAAUACAGGAUUGAAAUACUUGAAUCUUUGUAUGAAUGGGUUUGGAUUGGAAGGAGCUAAAGCAUUAGAGGACAUGCUGCGAGAUAACCAUACUCUACAAGAAUUGGACAUAAGCUUCUGCCGAAUACCACUGCAAGGUGCACCGCAUAUAGCUGCAGGCAUACAGAAUAAUGAUGCUUUAGAAAAACUUAAUAUAGGUUACAACACGAUUCAAGGAGAAGGGGGAUAUGUGGUUUUAGUGGCGGCUGACAGAAAUUCUCAUAAUAACAUCAAACAUUUAAAUUUUGGCAAUCUCACAGUGAAAAUGGAUUUUAAGAAACUUGCAGACGAAAUGAUAGAAGAAAAGCAGGCGACCAUUUUGUAUGGUAAUGUCAUGUUAGAUGUGACGUCAUUCAGAAACGCCAAGUAUGAUCCUUGGGCACAUCACCAAGCUGAUCCUAUGACAAAGUUGAAAGAAUGGCUAGAUCAAGCGGGCUAUCGAUUGGUUGACCUUUUACUGACCUUUGAUCGUGAUGGUAGUCUUUCUCUGGAUUUAAGUGAACUUAAGCAAGGAAUAAGGAGUGUAGGAAUAGAUAUGACAGAUCUUGAGAUAGAAAUUUUGAUGAAGAACCUAGACGAUGAUAAUAGCGGUACUGUAGACAUGAAGGAAUUGAUGCAAGGAGCAGAGAAGCACACUUUAGAAACACGUGAGGCCAUUCGUUACAAAGACGAACAAGACAAAUUAGACGCGGAAAGAAAGAAGCAAAUUAAAGCCGGAGAUGUGAAAGACUUUCAGAAAAUAAUACAAGAAGCAGACGUUAUAAAACCAGUGGCAAUUGUGUAGCACUUUAAGGUGUUGAUAAUUAGUGACAUUGCAGACGUUGAUACUGACUUGUAGAACAAACAUAAAACAAAUCAUUGCAGGAAAAAAACUAACGUAUUUCAGUGUUUUAAUAACUUAUAUGGGGUUACUUAAAUCAAGAUAUGAAUAUGCGAAUGAAUUGUUUCCACAUUUGAGAAGGAUUUCAAAAUACGGUGAAUAUAGAUUUUGUAAAAAAGACUUUAUGAAAUACAAAACAUAGAUACGCGUCUCUUGUUCAUGAAUUCAAUGCCAAAUCUUUUCAUUAUUACACGCUUCUUAUCUGGUUAUUAUUUCUAAGUCCCUUUCAUAAUUGUUUACUAUUUUUCGUGUGUAAGUUCUUAUUUAAGCCGUGUUUUACACGUUUUUUCUAUAUGAAUUUAUCGCAAGGAACUAUUAUAAAAUAUCUAACUCUUCCAGAAACAGACGACUUACAUUCUUUUUGGAUAACUUGAAUCGAAUCGGCGUAAGCAAAUUUCAUAUAAUGUCUUUUAUAGAUAAUUACAAUUUUAUCGAGUGUAUUGAUAGUUUGUCAUUUGAAAAUUUACAAUUGCAUCAUUGUUAUACAAAAACAUUCAAUGGUACUGUGUAUGAACAUAUCAAUAAACAUACGACAUUAUUCAAAUAA
Messenger RNA from Ruditapes philippinarum (Manila clam), 3473 nucleotides. RefSeq names its product leucine-rich repeat-containing protein 74B-like. Gene Ontology annotation, molecular function: calcium ion binding; protein binding. Lineage: Eukaryota; Metazoa; Mollusca; Bivalvia; Venerida; Veneridae. The transcript has 13 exons. The coding region runs from base 980 to 2830 and encodes 616 amino acids. The record is from RefSeq and is a predicted model, not a curated record.